Anoplopoma fimbria (sablefish) is the source of this 1321-nucleotide messenger RNA. RefSeq names its product DnaJ (Hsp40) homolog, subfamily C, member 12 (gene dnajc12). The record is from RefSeq and is a predicted model, not a curated record. NCBI's taxonomy places the organism in Eukaryota, Metazoa, Chordata, Actinopteri, Perciformes, Anoplopomatidae. The transcript is spliced from 5 exons. Gene Ontology annotation, cellular component: cytoplasm. The coding region runs from base 277 to 801 and encodes 174 amino acids.
GGCAGCAUACGUCAUAUUGUAAAAACGGACCGCUGGAUUUUCUCCACAACCCAGGAGAGGUCUCCCUCGACAAUUCUAACUAUUAGGCAGUUUCCCCAUUACUUACUCAAAGCUAGCUGGUAAAAUAAUGAAAAAAGACUUUAACUUUAAAAAUCCAGUGUUAGUGAGUGAAGCACAGCUGCCUGUCAGCCGCCCUUGAACCGAACAUCUGUGAACAGCAGAUAUUAAAGCCUCUCAGUGAGAAGAAACCAUACACACUUCAUAGAAGAUUUUUUUAUGGAGACUAUUUUGAACUGCAAACCAGAGGACUUGGAGGAUUACUACGGGUUAUUAGGAUGUGAUGAACUGUCGUCGACUGAACAGAUUCUCAGUGAAUACAAGAUCCGAGCCUUAGCAUGUCAUCCAGACAAACACCUGAACAGUCCAAGAGCAGUGGCAGAUUUCCAAAAGCUGCAGGAAGCCAAAGAGGUUUUAUGCAAUGAAACCAAAAGAAAGAACUACGACCAUUGGAUAAGAAGUGGAGUUACUAUUUCUUUUCAUGACUGGCAAGCCUUGGAAGACUCCGUUAAAACUUCAAUGCACUGGGCUGUGAGAAAUAAGAAGGAACCAAUGUUGGAGGCUUCAAAUGCAGGAGUCCCAGUCAAUCCCCAAGCAGAGGACCUUCAUUCUGACCAAGAAGCUCAGAGGAUCCCUUCACAUGAUGCCAUGCCUUCUGCAAGUGAUUACUGCCAUCGACGUUUCCGUUGGGCCGCUGAUUCCCCGUCUAGUCUGCUGCAGAAAUUUAGAAAUUAUGAAAUAUAAAUAUAUCAACACUUUCAUUUAGUUAAAAUGUUUGUGUUUUGUUUGUUGUUGUCCUUAGUCAGUUGCAGCUCUGUUUAUUAUUGUAUACAUUUUUUGUGAAUAUGGUCUGGCUGUAACCCACUAAACUUGUUGUUAUUGUGAGCUCUAAAUGUGUCUGUUGCAAGUGUCAAAUCCUUUAUCAAGCUAAAAUCAGCAUAUGAGAUUAUGUGAAUAAUUUAUUUAGUCAUUAGUUUAGCUCAUUUGUUAAUUGUGUUCACUAACACACACAAUGUAGAUAUGAUCAUAGAACUGAUACUGGAGCAUCCUUAACUCUGUUAUGGUUUUUUUUUGUGUUGCUGUCAAGUCUAUAAUGUUGAAAACAUCAAACUGAAGCAUUUUUAUGUCUAUUAUUCAGUGUCUUUAACACCAUUGUUGCUUAAGUGGGAUGGGGUUUUAUCAGGCGUUAUUCAAAACGUUGUGCCAAAGAUGUAAUGUAAAUGGUCUUAAAUGUAUUAAAGUGGGCUCCAUACUUCAAAUGUUA